Molecule: messenger RNA, 627 nt
Organism: Daphnia magna
Lineage: Eukaryota; Metazoa; Arthropoda; Branchiopoda; Diplostraca; Daphniidae
Exons: 4
Coding region: 238-627 (129 amino acids)
Source: RefSeq, a predicted model, not a curated record
AAGUACUACUGUUUAGUACUACCUCUGUUGGCAUCUCUUACUCCUAAGCGUGUGAAGUCUGCUUCACGUUUCCUUCGUUUGAUUUCUGCCUCACUCUAGCUACUGCUAUUAUACCAAGUAGGUUAUACUCUAGACUGAUCUGAUUAGUGGUUGGACGCUCUCGUAUUAUUCAUCAUAAGUGAAUUAAGAAGGUUAUGGGCCCAGUUGCGCAGAACCUUCUCAUUUGAAAUAAACAAGAUGACCAGUACAAGUAAGCAGGACGGAGAGAACAUUUCAAAGGAUGUCAGUCACAUCCCAAAGUUUAAUGGAAAGAAUUACCCAUCGUGGAAAUAUGGUGUAUGGUUGUUGUUCAGACAACAUGAGCUUACUGACAUUGUAGAAAAUAAAGUCAGCAAACCAGAGGAAGUGAAAGAUGAAAGUGGUGUGGUAACAAAUGAAGCAGCCAUAACGGCAUGGAACAGAAAAGAUAUUCUUGCAACAUGUACAGACAAGGACCUCAUCACCUUAGAGGAAGCUAUCAUGUUCACAGAGGGCACCGUGGAUUCAGAGGUGGUUGGCGAGGUCCACCAGAAACAAAAAGAAGAAGGCUUGAGUGCCAUUACUGUCAAAAAGAAGGUCACUUUAUAG